This is a messenger RNA of Prorocentrum cordatum, 5283 nucleotides long. Lineage: Eukaryota; Dinophyceae; Prorocentrales; Prorocentraceae. The record is from the annotation of a GenBank genome assembly.
AUGGACGAAGGAGCCAAGACGCAGAACGAGGAGCUGCAGGCGCAGCUCGAUGCGGCCAGGGAGCGCGUCGCCACGCUCCAGGGGGCUUCGGCGCUCGGGCUCUCAGUGGACUUCCAGCGUGAGGCGGAGAACGCCCUCCAGCAGGGCAAGGACCAGGUCGCCGCCCUGGAGCGGUCCGUCCAGGAGGCCCAGCAGACGGAGCGCCCGCCUCACUCUGUGCUCCACAUUGAGGCCAACGCCAUCCAGAAGGUCGAGCGCCAGUUGGCCACGGCGCGUACCAGGAAGGAGAAGCUCCAGCUGCAGGCGUCCGAGCUGCGCGAGCUCAUCGCGGAGAAGCAGGAGCAGCUAUCGGCAGCCGAGUUGGGGGUUGAUGAAGUCACUGGGCAGAUUGCAGAGCUGGAAGAGACCAGGGCCAAGGUCACUCAGCAGGCGAUCCAGCGGGCCAACGCAGCUGUCGGAGGCGUGCCGAGCCCGCUUGGUGACGCUGUCCAGGGGGUGCUCUCUCAGGUUGGCGCCCUUUCGGAUCUCCUCAAGCAGCACGGCGCCGACCUGCCGCCCAGGUUUUCGGAGAUCGUCGAGAUUCUCAACACGCAGAAGGAGGCGGUCGCUGACGUGCUCAGGCCCCGAAGCAGCUCGGUCAGGAAGCGUUGGGGCGACAGCGUCGGUGAGGACGGCCUCGCGACUGAGGAUGACGACAUGCCGCUCGGCAUCGUGGCCCCAGGCCAGCGGACGGACCCUACGGCCCUGCAGCGGCCCGUGGCCAACACGGGGCUACCCUGGGCACGUGGCCUCAGGCGGCGGGCGGCGCCGAGCACCCUCGCCCGAGGUAGCCAGCUGGCGCGGUCGGGAUCACCGAGGAGCACAGCGGGCCCCGUGUCUGACGCUGAUGGGCGGGCCGCUCGCGAGGCAGCUGUCAUCGGCAAGGCGCCGCAGGUCGGCAGGGCAGGAGGCCAGCAGCUCAGAGCCGGCCUCGUCAUGUUCGGCUGCAACGGCAACGCUUGGAGCAGGAGCGUUGAAGCCCUCGAGGCCUUCUUCAAGGCGUACGACUACUGGCCUGACGUCGUGGCGCUGCAGGAGACGAGGCUCCUGCGUGCGCGCCUGCCCAGUGCUGCGGCUCAGGCCCGCGGCCUGGGCUACGCGGCCUUCCUCCACGAGGCGGCGCCGACGGAGAAGCAAGGGCCCCAGGCGACCUCAGGCGGCGUGGCGAUUCUGGUGCGAGACGGCUUGCAGGCCGACGAGUCGGCGCGCCCUUUGCCCUCGGCCUUGCGCCACCGCCUCAUCGGGGUGGAGGUCGCUGCUGCCUCGGGCUUUCGGGUCCUGGUGCUGGCUGGGUACUUUCAGCACUCUGUGGGCCCUCGAGGCACCAACCUGGACUUGUUUUCGGCCAUCUCGGAGGUGACGGGCUUUUCUGCCGACGUCCCGUGGGUCCUCCAAGCCGACUUCAACAUGGAGCCCGAGCCACUGGAGGAAUUGGGGUGGCCCGCUGCGGUGCGGGGGCAUGUCCUGGGGCCCUCGGAGGCGACUUGCCAUGCCGAGGGAUGUGACCACCUCUACGACUGGUUCGUGGCUUCCUCGGCGAUGGCAGCCUGCACGGCCUCCUGCGCCACCACGCUCGAGGGCUUCGGUCUGCACCCUCAUCGCCCUGUCCUGCUUCGUCUCCAGGACGUUCGGGCAGAUGCGUUGGUGGAGGUUCCGUCCAGGCCCGCACGCUUCCCCGAAGUUGCUCCUGAGCUCCUUCGGGCGCGCGAGGACGCGGAGAUUGUGUGCUACUCGGUUGGCAAGAAAGGACAGGUCACGCCCAGGAGCGUCGCGUGGUCCUGGGACGCAGGCACUUCACCGACCAACCUCUCCGACGCCUUCAGCGAGUGGGCUGCGGCGGCAGAAGGCACCCUGGUCGGCAUCCACGGCAUCGUCCAGGCCGACUUGGCCCGUCACCUCGGCAGAGGAGAGGGGCCGCGGCUGACCCUCAAGCCCCUCAGUGCCUUGGUCAAGCGAGACGCCAGGUUCAGGUUCAGCCUCCUCACGCACCGCCUGCGGAGCUGCCUGGACGUUGCCCUCCAGCGGCUGCGCGCUGAGAGGACUGGCCGCUGGCACCCUCGGCAUGCAGACUGGUACGGGCACCAGGCCAUGCUCAGAGCGCAGCUCUUGCUGGAGGCGGUGCAGGAGGCUGCCGACUCGGACGGUGGAGCUCUUCCUGGCGCAGCUCCUGAUCGACUGGGCGACCUGGUGUUUCAGGCGGGCGUCCACGGCAGCCCUGAUGCCGCUCGGGACCUCCAAGGGCUGCUCGGAGCAUCGCAGCGCCGCGACGCGGCUGAGAGCGCCCAGGCCUGGCGCAACUGGGCUCAGACAGCGGUUGAGAAGGGCGGUCGUCUGGCCCACCGCUUCUCGAAGGCGACGCCUCCGCCGACGGUCAGGGACGCUGACUCUGGCAGGAGGCUCGUUGGGAUGGCAGCGAUCGGCGAGCUCACGAGUGUCUGGCAGAAGCUGUGGCUCCAGGACGGCUUUGCCCUGGGCGCUGGGGCCAGCAGCUGGGACGUUGGCGAGUGGCGGCUGCCACCCAUCUCGCUGGAGCAGCUCCAGGCGGCCUGCAAGCGCUACAGCCCCUCGGUGGGGCUCGGGAUGGUCCUCGCGGCGGGCAUGGCUUCCCCCGCCUUCGGCACUACGGGUACGGUUCUGGCUGGGUGUGCGUGUGCGACAGCAGUUGCGAAGCUCCCAGUGCUGGGCGCCCUCCUGGCCGCGGGGGCGAUGUGCCCUUUGAUCACGCCGCGGAACGUUGUCGACGACAUCUCGCUCCAGGCGGUCGGCACGGCCCGACUAGUCAAGCGUCAGUUGUUGGUUUCCAGCUGCGAAGUGGUCCGCCUGCUGCGUGAGCAGCACCUCCCACUCAACGAGAGUAAGUCGGUCUUCCUGGCCUCGUCGCCGCAGCUCGCCAAGGAGCUCUCCGAGGAGUGGGCAGCGCAGGGCCUUGCCUUCAAGAGGGGACUGCAGGCGAGGAACCUCGGCACCGACGCCAACAUCACUCGUCGAGGCGUGCAUGAAGGAGCUGGGCGUGCGGUCGGCGGCCUUCGGCGUGGCCGCAGGCUCGGGGUGCUUCGCUCCGCUGGGGCGGCGACCGAGAUGGUCCACCGUGCUGGGCCCACCGCAGCGAUGCUGUGGGGGCGUACCGUGACUGGUGUGCCUGAUGGGGAGCUACAUUCGUGGCGCUUGGCGGCGGCGCGCUCGGCCGGGAAGCUCCCCAAGGGUGCCUCACUCGGGCUGAGGCUCAGGGCGGCGGAGGUCAUGCGGUCCAUCGACCUCGACCCGAGCCCCGCGUUGCUUCGUGCCGCCGUGCAGAUGGCGGCCAGCCUCCUGCAGUCGGGGGAGGUCUCGCAGCGCAUGUUCGAGACGGCCGUGCAGGAGGCGGCGUGGAGGCACGCGGGAGCAGCAGCCCCAUGGGCGCAUUGCCGUACGCCAGUGGAUGCCCUGGCUCUCUCGCUCACCAGGGUGGGCUGGAGACUCGUCCAAGGCACCUGCCUCGCCACCGACGACGGCCACUUCCUGGACCUGCGCAUGAUGGGGCCGCGCGAGCUGGGCCUGCUGGCAGCGGCAGGGGCGCGGCGUGCUUCGGACAGGUCGGAGCUGGCCCGCCUAGGCCAUGGAGCGCUCCCCCCGAUGCCCCUGUUCUGGGAGGCCUUCUCGGAGGUCCUCGGGUCGGGCAGCAAGCUCAGCCCCAGGGAGAAGGCGGCGGUGGUGAGUUUUCUCUCCAACGCCCACUGGCCCCAGAUCCGUUUGCACUCGGCGGGGGAGAGGGAGCAUGCUCGCUGCUGCGCGUGCGAUGCACCCCGCGGCAGUCUCUGGCACAGGCUGUUCGAGUGUCCCGUCCUCGCGGGGCCGAGGCGCGACUCGACCUCCGACCGCCUGCGGCGCUGUGCACACCGUGCACGUGGCCGAGGUGAGGAGGCGGGGGAAUGCUUUGCGCGCUGCUGGCUCCCUCAGCCCCCGAGGGCCGCUCUGAGGUCGGAUGCCAUGGCUGUCAUGUGGUGCAAUCGCCCCGUUGACGGUCUCCUCGGGGGGCGCCUCUACCUGGAUGGGUCGGCGCUCGACCCCGAGCACGCGAGCCUGCGGCGUGCGGGCUGGAGCAUCGUGCAGUGCGACUCCGACGGCAACAUGGAGUGCGCGGUGUACGGCAGCGUGCGCCAAGACCUAUGCCCUUUCCAGUCGGCCAAGGACGGUGAGGAUUUCGCGGUCUGGAUGCUGUCCCGCUUCCUGGGCCCGUGUGUGGACGAGACCCUCAUCGAUUGUGCGUCUACGGUCAGCUGCCUGACGUUGGGCAAGAAGUACGCGACGGCAGCCAACAAGCCCAAUGCCCAUCUCUGGUCGGGGAUCUACGCUUCGCUGGACGUGGACAUGCUUAAGGUUACCAAGGUGGCAGCCCACUGCACCGCCCGUGACGUGCUGGAAGGCAAGAUCACGGAGGCGGACCUCCGCGGCAAUGGUCAUGCCGACCGCUGGGCCAAGGCAGGUGCGGCUCUGCACCGCUCCAGCCCCGUGGCCAGGCGGGAGUUCUUCGGCGCGAUGGAGGUGGUGAGGGAGCUCUCAUGCUGGGUGGCGCAGGUCCCCGCACCCGAGGUGGAGCCUGCCCGCCGCCGCCAGGUCGACUCGGGUUCGGGCGACGGGUGGGCCUCGGCGGCGCGCGCUGGUGGAGUAUCCCUCGGUGCGACGGCCCUCGUUUUCGCUGGCCACGUCCUGGCCUUCGCCAGGUGCGGGGAGGGCGCCGCCGAGCAGGAGCUGAUGGCGCGCACCCACUGCGGGGCGUACGCGCGGCUUGGCGGGCGCUCAGGCGCGGCGCCCAAGCUCAAGGAGCAAUGCCCAGGGUCUGCUGGGCUUCCCAAGGGCAGGCGCGACCAGAAGGCACGCUGGCUGCAAGGGCGGCAUCCUGCUGGCACGCCCCACAGCGGCAACAAGCGGGUCGGCGCGGCGGUGCCCAGCCUUCGCGAGGAGGACGUGGUGCCGAUGGACGCCAGGGUGCGCUUCCUGCAGUGGCUGGGCGUCCGCCCCGAGGACGGUGCCCCUGGCGGCGAUGCCGCCUGCGCCAGCCACGGGCCCCCCAGCGGCGCGCCGGCCGCUGGCGAGGCUGCGGCGGCGCCGCUGGUGCCUGGCCCCGCGGGGGCCUCGAGGGAGGCAUGGCUGAGCGCCUACGGCCUGGACGAGGCGAGCCUCCUCGAGUGGUCGGCCGCGGCCGAGGAGGCGCGCGAGGACAGGCGCAAGCGGCGCCGCCGCGCUGAUGAAGACGAGGGGGCGUGA